Molecule: messenger RNA, 997 nt
Organism: Drosophila grimshawi
Lineage: Eukaryota; Metazoa; Arthropoda; Insecta; Diptera; Drosophilidae
Gene: l(1)sc
Product: achaete-scute complex protein T3
Exons: 1
Coding region: 63-917 (284 amino acids)
Biological process (GO): regulation of transcription by RNA polymerase II; developmental process
Molecular function (GO): DNA-binding transcription factor activity, RNA polymerase II-specific; protein dimerization activity; RNA polymerase II transcription regulatory region sequence-specific DNA binding
Source: RefSeq, a predicted model, not a curated record
CCACACAGUCAACACAACAUAUUCUCGCAGCCUACAGAGCUAACCAGGAUUAUUCAUUCAUCAUGACGAGUAUCUGCAGCAGCUAUCAGCAUUUUCAGCUGACCAACGGCAACAUUAUGUUGCUGCAUCAGCAGCAACAACAACUGCAGCAACAGCUACUACUCCAGCAACAGCAGCAACAUCAGCUGAUUGCGCCCAAACAGCCGCUGGGCAAUAGCCAAUUGCAGAAUAUGCAACAGACGACAAAUGCCACAACGAGAUCUGCAUCGGGAUCAGGAGUGGGACCCAUGCUGGCCAAAAAGAAAUACAACAAUUAUUCGAAUAUGCCAUAUGGUGGCGCCGAGCAGAUGCCAUCGGUGGCACGUCGCAACGCACGGGAGCGCAAUCGUGUCAAGCAAGUAAACAAUGGAUUUGUGAAUCUGCGCCAGCAUUUACCCCAGACGGUCAUCAACUCACUGUCGAAUGGCGGCCGAGGAGCCAGCAAGAAACUUUCCAAGGUGGACACGCUGCGCAUCGCAGUUGAAUAUAUCCGUGGACUGCAGGACAUGCUCGGCGAUGAUGGCCAGCCGAGGGCACAGCUGCUCUUCAGCAGCAGCUCGACAACGGAUGAGUGCAGCAACGAUAGCUACAACGAUGACUACAACGACAGUCUGGACAGUCCUCCAACUGCUUCGGCUGGUGCUCCAUAUCAUCAUCAUCAUUCGUAUCACUCUGCGUCGCCAACACCCUCGUAUAGCGAUGCCUCCGAUCUGUCUGCCAGCUAUGUGAAGCAGGAGCUGCCCGAUCAGGAGCAACAGCAGCAGCAGCAACAACAGGAGCAGCAACAGUUCAAAUUUGAGUCCUUUGACAGCUUCAGCGAUGAACAGCCCGACGAUGAGGAGCUGCUCGAUUACAUCUCCUCGUGGCAGGAACAGUGAGUGAGAAAGAGCUUCAUCAUCACAGGUCCUAGUGAUCCUACUCCAGCCAAACCAAACACACAAAUCCUGUACAAAUUGUA